Messenger RNA from Musa acuminata subsp. malaccensis (wild Malaysian banana), 1192 nucleotides. The record is from RefSeq and is a predicted model, not a curated record. NCBI's taxonomy places the organism in Eukaryota, Viridiplantae, Streptophyta, Magnoliopsida, Zingiberales, Musaceae.
UCAAAAUGACAGAAGGACGAUCCACCUGAAACCUCGUGAGCCCCGUCAUUCUCUCUUUCGCAAUGUGGCCGGUGCAUCUGAACCCAACAAAGUAAAUCGUGUCAUCGCUGGUCCUCACGACACCACAGGACAUGGAAAACAAGCACCGACCGUUGCUUCUACCACAGCAGUUCCUCACGGUAACAUCCGACUCGCUCCACGCAAAGCUAGUAAGGUGGAGGAUGCGAAGCCGACUCCAACGCCCGCACCGGCUGUGGCUUCCCCAGAAAGUGCAAAAGGUGAUACAAAUCAUCCGCUGGACGGGCGUAGUCUCGAGCGGAAAGCGGCUAUCCAGAGAGAGAGAGCGAGAAGGCUCGUGGAACAGAAUAGAAUGUUCGCUUCUAGGAAGCUCUCUCUCGUCCUCGAUUUGGACCACACCCUCCUCAAUUCAACAAAGUUUGUAGAUGUGGAUCCAAUGCAGGAAGAGCUUUUCAAGAGGAAAGAAGAGCAAGACCGAGCGAAGCCACAACGACAUCUCUUCCGCCUCCGACACAUGGGAUUGUGGACUAAACUGAGACCCGGCAUCUGGAAUUUUCUGGAGAAGGCUAAUGAGCUUUACGAGCUGCAUAUAUACACUCUGGGAAGCAGGCCGUACGCUACCGCGAUGGCAAAGCUGCUUGACCCGACCGGGUCUUUGUUUGGCGGGCGUGUCAUGUCGGGGAGAGACGAUGGUGAUAGAAUGGUCUCCCAGCGCAAAGAUCUGAAAGGGGUUUUAGGACUGGAAUGUGCCGCGGUGAUCAUGGACGACACUCCGAGUGUGUGGCCGAGUAGCCAACCCAACUUGAUUGCUGUAGAGAGAUAUCAUUUCUUCCCAAGCAGCAGACGCAAAUUUGGAGUUCCCGGGCCUUCUCUUCUGGAAAUGGAUCGUGACGAGAGGGAGGAAGACGGCACUCUUGCGUCUUCUUUGGCGAUCAUCCAGCGAAUUCACGACGACUUCUUCUCGCGUCACGCGGACGGUGAUUUUAGAAAGCUACUGUUACGAAGCUAAAGGACUGAGCUUCGCCACCGGAAAAGCGUUGUGUUUCGUUGAGCUGUCUCGCUCCCAACAAGCAGUUGGCACGUUCGCCGCCUCCGAUUAGGAGGAGUGAAAUGACACACCCAAGGAGGUGCGUCGGAUCCAUGUAAAUAAAAGCAUUACAAAACGUGAAUAAAU